AUGACCGAAGAACAACAAAUCCUGGGAUCACAUACACCAGAAUACCAAGUUGACAUCAAAGGCAUAUUUGCAAAAGUAAAAUGGACAGAUAUUCCGAUUGUUACAACAAUAAUUCUUUACUUAAUUUUAUUAAUAAUUGCUCUCAAGGUCAGAAGAAAUCCUCGACGCAGAACAAUCGUUUUCGUUUUAUGUUUAGGCAUUACACUAGGUAUUGGACAGCUUGGACCAAUAAUGGAAAAGAAUUGGAAGAUAUUUGGUUUUUCAGAUAACUAUUUUGAUGAAUUUGGUGUUUUCUUAACAUUUUUCUUUGCUUUGCCACCAGUUUUUAUUGCAAUUCUUCUUCUUUCACAAUUAGUUGGAAAUAUCACCGACAAAGUAAUUCAUCGCUAUGUUAAUAAUAGAACAGAACAUAAUGAACCAGCUGAAGAAAAGAAUGCAUCUAAAUCUGAAGAAGCAACAAAAGAAAAAAACGAUACUUCGAAUCCUGAUAAACUCAAGAAUGACUAA
This is a messenger RNA of Trichomonas vaginalis G3, 507 nucleotides long. RefSeq names its product transmembrane protein 18 family. The record is from RefSeq and is a predicted model, not a curated record. The coding region runs from base 1 to 507 and encodes 168 amino acids. Lineage: Eukaryota; Parabasalia; Trichomonadida; Trichomonadidae. The transcript has a single exon.